GUCAGAAGCGACGCCGUGCUGCUUGGAGGAACUGCUCUUCUCCCCUGCGACUUCAGUCAGAGCACCGAGGACCAUGCGCAGAUUUCAUGGCAGAGGAAGACCAAGGGGAAGCCCUUGGUUGACAACUUCUUUGUAAUUGAAUCCGCAACCAAACAUAAUUAUGUGAACGGAGGAGAUAAUCGAUUUAAAUUCAUUGGGGAUUUUCCCAAAAGAGAUGGAACGCUGCAGCUGUCCAAUGUGACACUGAUGGAUGAAGGAACGUACACCUGUAUAUUCACCUUUUUCAACAGCGGAAAUCUCAGGAAAGAAGUUUCCCUCACAGUGUUUGUCCCGCCGUCCACGAGCUUGAAAGCUGAAGAAAUAUUUGAGGGAGAUGAAGAGGUUCACCUUGCGAGCUGCGCGGCCAGAGGCGCUAAGCCCCGCGCCCUGGUGAGGUGGGACACCACCAACAUUCAGGAAACACUGAGAUUUACCAACAGUACGACCCCCCACGAGAACGGGACGGUCACUACAGUUAGCUCGCUUUUCGGAAUACCCACCCAGAACAUCACCGCCCGCCCCGUCCGUUGCAUCGUCACCUCGGAGGCUUUGAGGGAGGAAUUGGUCCUGCCCUUAACGCUGCAGAUAAACUUCCCACCAUUGAAUACCUUAAUUUCUGAAAGAUCCGACGACUUUGAGUGCAUUUCCGAAGCAAACCCCAGUGCCAGCAUAACCUGGAGAAAGCACAGUAGUCCGAACAGCUUGAGAAAAGAACUUUCCUUGUCCAAGCCAGUCAGUGCAGAGGGUGCAACAUUGUCGUUUCUGAAGAAAAAAUCUGAUCUUCAAGGCCUUUUUGAGUGUGAAGCAAAAAACCGAUAUGGAAGCCAAACUGCCUAUCUGUAUGUGCACUUACACUCAGAUUGUUGGACCUAUGGAAUCGGCAGGAGGUCCCAUCAAAUGAAGGCGGCUCACCAGAAAACCACCCACUCUGAC
Molecule: messenger RNA, 972 nt
Organism: Menidia menidia (Atlantic silverside)
Lineage: Eukaryota; Metazoa; Chordata; Actinopteri; Atheriniformes; Atherinopsidae
Source: the annotation of a GenBank genome assembly